Polychytrium aggregatum is the source of this 954-nucleotide messenger RNA. RefSeq lists its product as uncharacterized. The record is from RefSeq and is a predicted model, not a curated record. Lineage: Eukaryota; Fungi; Chytridiomycota; Chytridiomycetes; Polychytriales. Gene Ontology annotation, molecular function: GTPase activator activity. Gene Ontology annotation, biological process: activation of GTPase activity; negative regulation of TOR signaling. The transcript has 8 exons. Bases 1 to 954 code for a protein of 317 amino acids.
AUGCAGCCCAACUUUCGCAAGUUCUACUACAAGUCUCUGGGCGUCCAGACCAUUCAAGCCAAGCUCUCGGUGGAAAACGUGUUCGGCGACAAGGUCCUGGAUACCGAGAAUCUAAGGAAGCUUUGUCUGUGGGUUCGCAUCCCGCAUUCGGAUCGGGUUUCUGUGUGGAAGGUAUUGCUCGGUGUCCUGCCGCUCGCCAAGGAAGCUUGGAGCGACGUCAACGAGCAACGACAGUCCCAGUUUGAGGCCCUAUGGACCGCCGAGCGACUCUUGUUUUCAUCAACAUCUGAAUCGCUCCGACAGCCGGUGCUCGAUCCAGAUGCGCAAGCGACCAACCUCGAUGCGGCCGCACACAAGAUCCAUCGCAUGCUGCGGCUCUACAUGGCAGCGCAUAGCCGGUCGCUGAGUCCGUGGAUGCAGAUUCCGGCGCUCUCGGACCAGUUUGUGCAUGUUGCCAGAGCCUUGCUCGAGAUUUGCGAUCUGAGUUGCAUGGAUGCGUUUUGGCUGCUCAAGGGCUUCUGGAAGGGCCUGGAAGGCGAGACCACAAAGGAGUCGAUCGACAAUCAUGUCGCCGUGCUGAACUCGCUGCUCAAGACACAUUGCGAGCCGCUCCAUCUCCAUCUCGAGAUCAUGGGCGGUGACUUUGCCGAUAUUUAUGAAUGUUGGUUCGGCACCUUGUUUGCAUGCAUCAUUCCAUCGCAGCCUCUGGAGAGUAUCUGGGAUAUUGUGGUCGGCGGGGCAUCCGCUGUGUUUCCGUACAUUGCCCUCGAGCUCCUUCUCUCGGUCAAGACUCGACUGCUCUCUUGCCGAGACGCAGCCGAAAUGGUCGCUAUUGUCAAAGAUAUCGAGAAUGUCGCCGAUAUGGACAGCGUCGUCAAUACGGCCAUCGGCCACUGGGAGAAGCCCAUUCUCGCCACAAUGUCCAAAGACAACCGUCGAAUUAUAGGGUAUUGA